AUGACGACGGUGGAUGUCGGUGUGAUGGUUACCAAAAAAGUAGCGCCGACUAAGAUCAUAACACCGAGCUCCGUGCCGCCACUUCAUCAACAAUACAGUUAUUAUGAUCUCUUAUCGACACCAUAUGAAGGGCGCUCGGUUUGUACCAAGUCUGUUGUGAUAUGCCUCUGUAAACGUUAUGUAAGCUGUGCGUAUUGUCUCAGAUUAGGCUUAACCAACACCAUCCUCCUUUUGUUCUUGGGCUACUAUCACCAUUCCUUCUCUCGUCUUGUCAGAUACCCUGCUCAGGGAGUUGUUCAUGCAGUCAUCAUCCGCUGCCCUGCCGUCAAGCCCCGGUGGGUAACAUCUCGGCCAAGCACAGUCCAUCCUUGGGAUCUUGGACCUGGACUUUUGGUGCUUAUUGCAGCCGCCGUAACUACUCAAUUAAAAUGGGCAGACAUGACAUUGCAGGUGAGGUGA
Messenger RNA from Pochonia chlamydosporia 170, 459 nucleotides. RefSeq lists its product as hypothetical. NCBI's taxonomy places the organism in Eukaryota, Fungi, Ascomycota, Sordariomycetes, Hypocreales, Clavicipitaceae. Bases 1 to 459 code for a protein of 152 amino acids. The transcript has a single exon. The record is from RefSeq and is a predicted model, not a curated record.